CACAUUACGCAUGAGCUAUAGCGACGUCUGAAAAGAAUAAUUCUUCUUUUCUUUUCAUUUUUAAUGUAUACAUAUAAUGUGGUAUAAAUUACUUCUCUAGGAGUACACAAAAGAACUUCACAAUGGCAUGGGAGGGGAGAGAUAGAGUUGAUUGAAACUGAUAGAUAUCAUUAUUAUCAGCUUCAUGGCAGAAUUAGUGUUGUCCUUUGCUGCCCAACACAUCAAUGAGGACUCCGAUGCUUUAAUUAUAAGUGUGGGAUCUGAAGCGCGAGCCCUAAGCAAUGAUCUCGUGUUAUUAGAGAAGUCUCUUGUUGAUGCCGGAAGAACCAGACAAGGUAUGGCCAACAACGAGCAAGUUCAAGCCUGGUUCAUAGAGCUGAGAAAGAUAGCUUAUGAAGCAGAGGAUUUGGUCGAUAGCUUAAUCUCCAGCACAGAUUGCACGGCAUUCAGUAACCUGAGACAUCUAAAACGUGCUCGCCAGGCCUCAAAGAAGCUCAGGGGAUUCAGAGAACGAGUUAAAGAGAUCAAGUCCACUCUGAAUAAAGAAGGUUCGUCUAAGAAGAAUCUGAGGGUGGGUCUAGUAAGUGGUGCGCUGUCCUUGUUCCAGCAGGCCCAUCAAGAUCUCCGAGCUGAUGAUGGUUUUGUCGUGGGCAUCGAAGCUGAUGUGGAUAGGCUGGUGAAGAUGUUACUCAGUAAUUCCCAAGACGGCAUUGCGAUUGUAGGAAUGGGUGGCUCUGGCAAAACUACAUUAGCUAAAAACCUAUACAACCAUCGAGAGGUCAAUACUCACUUCAAAUACAAAGCAUGGGUCUCGCUCUCUCAAAACUGGGAUGCCUCUCAUGAGGUACUACUGCUGUCCAAAAUAAUAGAACAAAUUAUCACAGGCAGUAGUAGUAGUAGCAGUAGCAGUAGUAUUGGUGCCAAUAAGCUCCACCGCUUUGAUUCCUUACCUUCAUUUCAUGAUCAAGGUGAUGGGGAUGACGGUGAUGGUCCGUCGUCUAGGGUUCUGAAAAAGAAGAAGUUGCAACUCCAAAAUUUGUUGACGACGGAAUCAUGUUUAGUGGUUUUGGAUGAUGUAUGGGAUUGGAAGCCGUUCCAGAAGAUGCUUAAUGAAUUACUCCAAGAACCUUCAACAUCAUCUUCGGAUGUAUUCAGACAAUCCAAGAUAGUAUUCACUAGUCGACGCCUUCCAUCACCAGCAGACACCCAUUUGAAUUGGGCUAUCCAUGAGACUAAGUCUCUUAAUGAAAAGGAUAGCUGGAAAUUAUUCAAAAAAAUGUCCAGAAACGAUACUGGUAAAAAAUUAGAUAGGGAAUACCGGGGUUUGGCUAUGGAGAUGUUGAGAAAGUGCAAAGGCUUGCCAUUAGCAAUCGUGGCGUUAGGCAGGCUGCUUAAGAGAAAGGACUCCAUUGAGGAAUGGGAAAGGGUGUUCUCUCAGUUAAAAGGCGAUGAAGGUUCUCAUUUGUAUGAGCCAAUAAACGAUAUUUUGGCCCUAAGUUAUAACGAACUGCCACAUUACUUGAAGCCUUGCUUUCUUUACAUGGGACUACUAGCAGAAGAUUCCACCAUUCCGGCUGGAAUGCUGAAGAGGAUGUGGAUUGCAGAAGGGUUCGUAAAAGGCCAACGACAAGAAGGGGAAACUUCUGAAGAUACAGCAAGACGGCUCCUACAGGAGCUUGUUAACCAUACAAUGGUUCAAGUUGUGAGCAAGACUUACACUGGCAAAGUCAAUACAAUCCGGCUUCAUGAUAUGAUGAGAGAUAUUUGUAUCAACAUAGCCCGGAAGCUAGACUUCUUAACCUUAUUUCCUUCCGAUUCUGAUCAAGUUCACUCACGCCGAGCUGCUAUCAAUCUCAGCAAGUGCUCCAGAGCUCUUCCGAAUAACACAAGCCUUAGAUCUCUGUUGCUAUCUCGAAAAUCAAGUACAGGCAAGCAACACGGUGGUAGAAUGAACAAUCAGCAGGGAAUUAUGGACCUAGCCUUAGUUUUUGAGAAGUUCAAAUUGCUAAGGGUCUUAGAUAUUAACGGGAUCAAAACCUAUGAUGGCACCAUGCCAAAAGAAUUAGGCAACUUGAUUCACUUGAGGUAUUUGGGAAUACGGUCCACAAACAUACAAGUACUCCCUAGGUCUAUUGGGAAAUUGCACAAAUUACUGACCUUCGAUUAUUGGGAUGUUACUAUUGAUAAUGAAAUAAGAUUGCCUAAUGUCUUUUGGAAAUUGAUGCGGCUUAGGCAUCUUUUCCUUCCAAAUGAAAUGAUGAGUAACACAAUGGCAGAUAUGAGGUUCGAUACUCUCCUAGACUUACAAACCUUGUGGGGUGUAAAAGGAGGAGAUUGGAUGCUCAAAGAAAUGGAUAAGUUGAGCGUCAAACUUACUAAGCUAUUCAUUCAAGGAAUAUCAAGUGCUCUACAAUUAAAGGCAGUAUUCGACAGCUCCAUGAUCGAGAAGUAUGAUAAUCUCCAUGCUUUGUGUUUAGAUUGGUAUGGUUUCUCGUUAGAAUCGGAGUCUCUACGAAAGUUGAGUUCGAAAAAAAAUCUUAAAAAGCUAAGGUUGAUGGGAAGAGCGCGAAAUAAACCACAACUACCCCUUAAGUUUCCCUCCAGUCUUUGGAAAUUAGAACUUUACUACACUCAUCUUGAGGAUUCAGAGACCCUGAAUGCUAUAGGGGAGUUGCCGAAUUUAAAGUUCUUAGGACUAUCCAAGGACUCAUUCACAGGGAGUCAAUGGACUAUUAGAAAGGAAAGCAAGUUUCGGUGUCUUGAGGAGCUGAAAUUGUCUUAUCUACCAAAAUUGAACGAAUGGUAUAUCGAAAGUGACACAAUGCCACAUCUCAAGAAGUUAUCAAUUAUCUCUUGUACCGGUUUAAAGCAAAUCCCAGAAGGGUUGAAGUCCAUAACAACCCUUGAAACCUUGAACAUUCGACAUAUGCCAACUAGCUUCAACAAUCGAUUCCGGGGUGAUGAAGGAAAAGACUUCCACAUUGUUCAGCACAUCCCUAACGUUUGGGUUAAGGAUUCAUGUACACAAUUGGUGUACUAAUCCAUUAUCAAGGAUUAAGAUACAAUUAUAUAAUUGGUUUCCGAGAAAAAGAGAAUACUGGAGCAUUAACUAUGAAAAGCAAUCAGGGUUUGAAGACCUCUAGAUCAGGAAGACAAGUGCAAUUAAAGUGGGAUAUCAUCAUGAUCCAUAAAUAUAGCUGUCAAAACCAUCAUUCCUUUGGGCUGUCACUUUCCUUAGUGAACUAAAGUAUAACUCUAUUACCUUCGUUUCAUAUUAUUUGCAACGAUUAAACACUUUGCACUCAUAGUUUAUAUCAAAUCGUAGCAAAUAAUAUGUAACGAAUGUAGUAAAUAGUUUGCCUUAGCCAGACAAAAUUGUUUUAAGUCAUCCAAAGUUCGUUUACAAAUCUUUCUUUUUCUAUUUUUUUUUCUCUUUUUUAAGCUCCCUCCGUUUCUCAAACAUCUUUCCAGAUUUUUGUUUAAAUCUACUCCUCAGAUUACUCCCUCUAUUUUAUUUUAUUUUAUUUUAUUUAUAUUCCUAUUUUCCAUUAGAAAUGUUCUUUAAUUUUUCAUCUUUACACAACUUUUUCCUCAUAUUUAAUUGUAAAAAAUUAAAAAAGAUUUGUUUUCCAUGUACAAUUCCCUUCUUUCUUUGAAUUACAUGGCUAGUGUUUUGUUAUUGAUUUUUAAUUGAACUAUCUUUUGUUAAACAUGAUUUUUAUUUACUAAAACUGUAUUUUGGUAAAUUAGAUGUUCAGUAAUUAAAACUGGUUUUUGUUAAUAUUGAUUUCUACUUAAUAAAACUAUGGUGUUGUUUUAUUUUGUUUAAAAAUGCUUUUUAUUUUUUAAAUUUGUUUUUUCGCUUGUCAAAUUUCAGUUUUAACAUGGAUGGCCAAAAAUCUCUUCAGUUGCAUGAGUGGACAAAUAUAUCAGGUGUGGCAAGGUAUUGCAAAGCUUCAUAAGUCUACUCUCUAUUUUCUUCCAAACUUACACGAAGUAUGAUAUGUACAUAUAUUGCCAAACCCAUUUUGUACGUUAAGCCUUAUUGGAUUUUACAAAACUGAUUUAUAACCCCUCAGGAGUAAGGACGUCAAAAUCCGAUGAGGUCAAAAGGUGAAACUGCCAAAAAUUCUAUGAUAGACAUCUUUAAAAUGACUAUUUUUAUAUCAAUUUUUAAUUGGAUGAUUU
Molecule: messenger RNA, 4188 nt
Organism: Chenopodium quinoa (quinoa)
Lineage: Eukaryota; Viridiplantae; Streptophyta; Magnoliopsida; Caryophyllales; Amaranthaceae
Product: disease resistance protein RPP8-like
Exons: 3
Coding region: 185-3040 (951 amino acids)
Biological process (GO): defense response to other organism
Molecular function (GO): ADP binding
Source: RefSeq, a predicted model, not a curated record